Molecule: messenger RNA, 5870 nt
Organism: Branchiostoma belcheri (Belcher's lancelet)
Lineage: Eukaryota; Metazoa; Chordata; Leptocardii; Amphioxiformes; Branchiostomatidae
Product: ubiquitin carboxyl-terminal hydrolase 32-like
Exons: 39
Coding region: 144-5780 (1878 amino acids)
Biological process (GO): protein deubiquitination
Cellular component (GO): Golgi apparatus
Molecular function (GO): cysteine-type deubiquitinase activity; calcium ion binding
Source: RefSeq, a predicted model, not a curated record
GCAUGACGUCACGUACGACCCUUUAUAACCCCUGGGGGCCGCCAUCUUGGAUUUGUCAAAGCGUAGUGCACUCGUGCGAACCUCGAGAGUCGUCGGUGUUUUGUGGACAAUUUCGUUGAUAAUUCUCUCAUUUUACAACCAAAAUGCCUCGCCGUGGUGGUGGUGGUUUCAGGGCUCGUACUAGCUCGCCUCCCCCUGUGGCCAGAGCGCCUCCAAGGAGCAGUGUGCCAGCCCACCCUCCCCCCUCCCAGCCCAUGAUGCAGCAGCCUGUGUCCCAGGGUCCAGGACUGAUGGGACAGAUGGCUGCCACUGCCGGAGGUGUAGCUGUGGGCUCUGCUGUCGGACAUGUGAUUGGCCAUGCCGUGACUGGAGCCUUCAGCGGUGGUGGCUCCUCCCACUCCCAGCCUGACGUCACCUACCAGGAACAGCCAGCACAACAACAACAACAACAACCUAACCAACAACAACAGCAGCCCUGCGGAUGGGAGAUCCAACAGUUCCUGCAGUGUGCACAGUCCCAGAGUGAUAUCUCGCUCUGUGAGGGUUUUAAUGAGGCAAUCCGGCAGUGUAAGGUGGCAAAUGUAACUAACGAUGAGUUAGAGCGGCUGAAGGCGGCCUUUAAAAGGUCGUCCAACCUGAACGGCCUGAUGACCAAGCCGGUGUUUAUGCGGGAAGUACUGGGAGACUCUGUGCCAGGGAAGCUCGCUGAGCGUAUCUAUGACAUAUUUGGUGGGAACACCAAGGGUCUGAAGUUCCCUGAUCUGGUCUGUGGUCUGGUCCUGCUGACAAGGGGCAAGAGAGAAGAGAAAAUAAAAUUCAUCUUUGCCCUGUAUGCGAAUGAUGCCCUGAGCCAUGUGCAGCGUAGUGACAUGGAGACUAUGGUGCUGGCAUGUGACAGUGGACAUGUGCCACAAGUCAUCAAGGACAGUUUUGCACAGAAUGAACGUUUGAUGUAUGACGAGUUUCGCUGCUGGUUGUUGGCGAAUCCGGACGCCACGUCGGUGACGCGAUGGCUGCUGAACAGUGGCGGAGUCUGCGUGACGCUCACGGACGACAGCGAAACUCCAACGUUCUACCAGACGCUAGCGGGGGUCACACAUUUGGAAGAGACAGAUAUAAUUGAGCUGGAGAAACGUUACUGGCAGCUGAAGAGCCAGUCUAAGACAGGGAGGUUUGAUCUGGAGACGUUUACCCUCCUCAUGGUGCCUCCUGUACCCAAGGAACUGUGUGAAGGUUUAUUCAAUGCCUUUGAUGAGAACAGAGACAAUCACAUUGACUUUAAGGAGAUCUGUUGUGGACUGUCUGCCUGUUGCAGGGGACCACUAGCUGAGAGACAGAAAUUCUGCUUCAAAAUCUUCGACACCGACCAUGAUGGGCUACUGGACAGGGCGGAGCUUGUUGCCAUGGCUACAAUGCUCAUCAUCAUCCACGAGGAAAAUGUGUUUGACAUCCAUACGGAUCCAGACAUGAAUAAGACCCACUGGAAGGCUGAAGACAUAGUGAAAGACAUCCUCAAGACACAUGACACAGACCAGGAUGGCUGUAUCACUCUGGAGGAGUAUCAGAUCUGGUCCAUGGGACAUAGGCUGCCCAAUGAUCUACUCAAGCUCUUGUUUCAGGUAUGCCACAUAGUGUUGGGAUUGAGACCAGCCUGGUCUGAAGAAGAGGGAGAAAUUGUCAGGGGUUGGUUGGACCGGGAAGAGAGAAAAGGUCUGAGGGAUAAGGACACCUGGUACCUAGUAUCCAUGGCUUGGUGGAAAAACUGGUGUGAAUUCACACACUACCAGGGAAGGUCCUACAACAAUGGGUGGGACACUUCCUCAAACAGUUCCUCAGGCAGCCUCCCUCCCCACCACUUGAAUGGUCUGGCCCACGCCUGGGACGAAAUCAGCGAAGAGUUCUCCCAAGACGAGGCCUCGCGAACCAGCGGCUUCUACAGCGAAAGCUCGUCCGCGGUCGAGAGCUUGCGUGGGAACGGAACCCUGAACCAUGUUGCAAACCACGUUGGAGAUGCGGACUCCAGAAGGACCAGUUCAGUUAGCUCAGGGAGUCGAGCGAGCACCAUGUCCAGUGAAGGAAGAGGAACACUACCGAGAAAACACCCCGCACCCAACCCCUUACCUCCCCAGAACCCUGGAGCCAUCGAUAACACUCCACUCAUCAUACCAGAAACUAGAAAGGUUAUGAUGUUGACCAAUGAGGGCGGCCGUUUGAAGCGUGACAGAAUCCUGAUCAGGGGGCGUGACUAUGAACUUCUCCCGGAGCCGGUGUGGCGGGCCCUGCAGAACUGGUACGGCGGUUCCCCUGCACUGCCCAGAACGGUGAUAAUUCCCAGCCAUGGGGACCCCUCGGCAGAACUGGAGCUGUACCCCCUCAGCAUACGGCUGCUCCGACACCAGGCCCCCCAGACCAGGGCAGGGGCACCGGGGGUCCAGCUGGGGGGGUUUCACUUCGGCCCUGGAGGUAUCACAGGCCCAAUGAACACCACCCCCCGCCGUUAUCUAGCGUAUGUAGCAGCCUUCAGCAGAAUGACCACCCUGAAGCUGAUGUACCAGUACCUGUGCAACCGCCUGCGAAUCCGGGAGGAUGACAUGAGACUCUGGAACUUUAAGGAUGAGAGCAAUGCCUAUCUCCUUGAAGAAGAGGACCACACCUUAGAGAUGUUGGGGGUUGAAGACAAUCAGCAGAUCCUUAUAGAAGUCCGUAACAAAGACAUGAGCUGGCCAGAAGAGAUGUCUUCUUUAGCCAACCAGAAGAGUCGAAUGGAGAAGAAGCAAGCUGCUGCAGAGAAAGGUGCCACAGGCCUGAGUAACCUGGGGAACACCUGCUUCAUGAACUCUGGGCUGCAGUGCAUCAGUAACACCCACGCUCUGACAGAGUACUUCAUCUCAGGCAGGCAUCUGUAUGAACUCAACACAAUAAACCCCCUCGGCAUGAAGGGCCACAUUGCGCGGAGAUAUGGGGACUUGGUGCAGGAUCUCUGGAGCGGCACCUCCAAGACAAUCGCUCCUCUCAAGAUGAGGUGGACAAUAGCAAAGUAUGCCCCGAGAUUUAACGGCUUCCAACAGCAUGACUCGCAGGAGCUCCUAGCCUUCCUACUGGAUGGACUACAUGAGGACCUCAACAGAGUACAUGAAAAGCCAUAUGUUGAACUGAAGGACAGUGACGGGAGACCAGAUGAGGAGGUUGCCAAAGAGGCCUGGGACAACCAUUUGAUGCGGAACCGCUCCAUUGUGGUGGACUUGUUCCACGGGCAGCUGAAGUCACAGGUCAGCUGUCUGCACUGUACGCACGUCAACGUUCGCUUCGACCCCUUCAACUUCAUGUCCCUCCCCCUACCCAUGGACAACGCCAUGUACGUGGAGGUCACAGUGAUGAAACUGGAUGGCAGUGUUCCUAAUCGGUACGGUCUCCGACUUAAUGCUGAUGAGAAGAACCUUGUGUUGAAGAGACAGUUGGGGGAGCUGUGUGACAUCGAUGUGAGUCAGCUGCUGUUACUGGAGACCUUCGGAGCCACAAUCAAGAGUUUCCCAUCAGACGGCCAGCGAGUGAGAUCAGUACUUGGAGGAAACCUGUUCGCCUAUGAGAUCCCUCCAGCACAGGACAGCAGCACGGAAGAAGAGAACGAAGGAAAGGCGGUAGAGAUGAGUGAAACCAGCAAACCUCAGUGCAAUGGAACUGUCAUGACAGGUGCAGGUGUUGCAGUGCAGCCGCUCCCCCCUGUAAAUAUACCCCCCGUGAACGAUGAUACUUCUCUGGCUUCAAGUAACAACACUCAGAAAGGACCUGCUGCUAGUCUCAACAGGAGCACCAAUGGAAGCCAGCAGCUUCCCCCUAGACAGGGCACCCUCCGACGCACCACGCACCUCCCCGCAGUAAACGGUGACGCCGGGUACACGCUGAACCAACCGGGCAGCGGGAGACAUAGUCGCCAGCCAAGCAACGCCAGUACCAGUACCACUAACUCUGUCAACGGGCAGUCCGGAUUCAACGGCUUUGUUGUUGCAUUACACAGGAAAAUGAUCCGUAUGGACGUGUACUUCCUGUCGUCCCAGAAGAGCCGGCCGUCUCUGUUCGGCACACCCCUGAUCCUGCCCUGCGGGGUGUCGUCCCUCCAGCAGGACCUGUACCAAGCCAUCUGGACACAGGUCUCACGAUUGGUCAGCCCCCUGCCGCCCUCCGAGGGGGGGCGGAGCAACCACGCCCAGGACUGUGAUGAUAGUCUGGGGUAUGAGUACCCAUUUGUGCUGAAGGCUGUACAGAGAGACGGCAUCACAUGUGCCUGGUGUCCCUGGUACAGGUUCUGUCGCGGGUGUGUGAUAGACUGUACGGAGGAGGAGUUUGCCAUGGGCAGUAGUUAUGUAGCCAUUGACUGGGACCCUACAGCACUGCACCUCAGGUAUCAGGAGUCACAGGAGAAGGUGUUUGAGGAACACGAUAGCGUUGCGGCGAGCCGUCGGGCGCAGUCUGAGCCGAUCGACCUGGACACGUGUCUGAAGGCCUUCACUAAGGAAGAGGAGCUGGGAGAGGAGGAGCGCUGGUACUGCAGCAAGUGUCAGGAGCACCAGCUGGCAGCCAAGAAACUAGACAUAUGGAGAUUACCUCCCAUACUGAUUGUCCACAUGAAGAGAUUCCAGUUUCUGAAUGGCCGUUGGUGUAAGUCCCACAAAAUUGUCAAGUUCCCCAUGAAAAACUUCGACCCCUCCCCAUUCCUGGUUCCCCGCGACCCCCAGAAGAUCCGCGAGCUGUACAGGAAAGAGCUGGAGACUCACCGCGUACGGACGACGUCGCAGGAGACGUCGGUGUCGACCAGCAGUCUGCACAAGGCAGGGUCGCUCAGCUCGCUGCACAGCGAGGGGUCUCCCACCAAGAGUGGCAAGGGUUCUCCCAUCCACAACGGACUCAACUACCUCAAGAAAGCAGUGUCUCCCAGACUGAGACGGAAGAAGAACUCGGUAAGCCCCAUGCCCAGCCCACGGAACAGUCCCACACCCAGUCGCAAGAGUAGCACGGCUAGCACACGCAGUAACAACAGUAACAAGGAGGUUGCACCAGAAGGCGUCCCCUGCUACCCUGGGUUCGCGGUCCGUUCCUCGGGGAGCAGCAGUACCAUCGACUCCACCCCCAGCGUCUCCCAGACCUCCCUGAACUCCUCCCAUGACCCGCCCACCGCCGCUGUCCACAACAACAGCCAGCAGCACAGCAGCACCUGUUCCAGCACCAAGGACAGUGACAGCAGCUCUCACAACGGGCACAGCAUCAGUGAAGUGGAGCUUGUCAACGGGAUUGGGGACGGGGACGGGAACAGCACAGGCACAAAGAACAUCUCCCCAACCAGGUGUCGGACCGUAGACGCCACAGAUAACCACCCGCUGGUCCAUGUGGACAGGGAGUCAGACGACAGCUCAGUGGACAGUCUGGACACGGAGCGCAGUGAGAGGGAGAGGGACCUACAGAGGUGGCUCGAGGGCGCCCUGGACACUGCACACAUCAGAUAUGACCUCUUUGCUAUAUCGUGUCACACAGGGAUCCUGGGAGGUGGACAUUAUGUAUCUUAUGCCAAGAACCCCAAUGGGAAAUGGUACUGCUACAAUGACAGCAGCUGCAAGGAGGUUCACCCAGACCAGAUUGACACCGACUCGGCGUACAUGCUGUUCUACGAGCGACAGGGUAUGGAUUACAAGAAAUUCCUGCCCGACAUUCAGGGCAAGCAGCCUGUCAACACUGACCCCAUCGACGACGAACUAGAAAACGAGAUGAAGAAAUGUGUCAUCCAGUGAGCAGCGCAUUAAAGGCAUCCAAUGUGAUUUCAGGGCAGCAAAACUGGGGCAAUCUUUGCGACAUUGACACAUACUGCUUCACAUUAGCAC